This is a messenger RNA of Solanum lycopersicum (tomato), 629 nucleotides long. It is a transcript of the gene ZFP2, whose product is annotated as zinc finger transcription factor SlZFP2. Gene Ontology annotation, biological process: negative regulation of abscisic acid-activated signaling pathway. The record is from RefSeq and is marked validated. Lineage: Eukaryota; Viridiplantae; Streptophyta; Magnoliopsida; Solanales; Solanaceae.
CUUGUUCUUGUUCUUGUUCUUGUUCUUCUUGAUAAUCGUCGUCUUAUCCUUCUUCGAAAUUGAAAUUUUUAGUCAUGAGUUAUGAACCAAACACGGCCUUAAACCUAAGUCUAUCAAGAAAUGAUCUUUUAUUUGACCAAUCAUCAUCAUCAUCAUCAUCAACCCCUUUAAGCCCGGUUGAGCCACGUGUUUUUUCUUGCAAUUAUUGUAGAAGAAAGUUUUAUAGUUCACAAGCUCUAGGAGGACACCAGAAUGCUCAUAAACUCGAAAGAACCCUAGCCAAGAAGAGUAGGGAGUUGAGUUCAACCCUACGCGGGCCUCAUUCUAGUUGGUCAAAUCAUAGUAAUAGUAAUAAUAAUAGUAAUAGUAAUAAUCAUUGCUCGUUGAGCCCUAGUGGUCCGAGCCAUACUAGUCAUGGUCAUGGUCAUGGUGCUAGGUUUGUUACAAAUAAUGAUUUAAUAAGCUAUGGAAGAAGAGAGAUGAUGAUGAGUUAUGAAUCAAUGAAAAAUGGUCAUGAGAGUGUUCAAGAGGAUUUUGGACAUCUUGAUUUGUCAUUAAGGCUUUAAUCAUCAUCACUUUUUUUUUUAAAAAAAAAAUAAUUUUGGUUAUUUGUUUUUUACUUCAAGAUA